AUGGUCCCAUCUGCUCAAUAUCCCAGUGGUCUCUACAAAUCUCCUGUGCCCCCUCCCAGACCAAUUCCUACCCCAUCUCCACUUUGUUUCCCAGUGGACUCUACAGUCUCUUCCCCUACCCCCUCCAUCCCCUCACGGUCUUGUCCGCCCAGAUCUCUCCUAAGCCUUUUCUCCGCUCCCUCCCCACUUCCCCUGGGAGGUGGUGCGUCCAGAGGGGCCUCUAGAGAACUGGGCACAGAAAUGGCGUCGCCCUCUUGGUGGCCGAGGCCUUUGCCGCGCUGUGUUUACGUGAACUGUUUCGGCUCCCAUCCCUGCGGAAGGUCGAUCUUCUAUGAGGGCCUCGGCUCGUGGAGGCUGCAGCGACAGGAGGCCGGGAAGGAGUCCCAGGAGGUGGAGGCAGUGAUGGCGGCUGCAGGUCCCGGAGGCAGCUCGGAGCCCUCUCAGCCAAAGGCAGGAAGACCUCCGGCGCCAAGACUGGGAAAGGAGACACCGAAGGCUCACAAGCCUCCCAGACUGCGUGGCCGGGCCGCGGGGAGAAGACAGGGGGAGGCUCUGAGGGCCGUGGCGGGCGCCGGGACAGAAAAUGUCAGUGAUGCAUUUGAAUUCCACAUACCUUUGAAUGAGGCUGGUAAAAUCACAAAGAAGAAGAAAAAGCAUGCAGUAUGGGACAGUGUACACAAAGUGAUUUCCAAGAUGCUGAAAGAAAAUGAAAAAAUCAGAGACAGAAUGAACUUCAAACAGGGUUGUUCUGAAAAUGGUGACCUGGCCCAAAGUAGAGAAGAUGAGUCUUCUCUUCUCUCUGGGAGAAACAACUCAUCAUGAAAUGAUUGAUAAACACAUUCCAAAACGGAAGAGAGAAAAAUUAAUGCAUGGACACUGGCAACAUCAUUUGGAUUUCAUGGAAUGUUUUAGUUUAGUUUCCUGGCAUCUGGCCUGGCCAGUUAGCUUCUCCUACCCUUUA
Molecule: messenger RNA, 961 nt
Organism: Gracilinanus agilis (Agile Gracile Mouse Opossum)
Lineage: Eukaryota; Metazoa; Chordata; Mammalia; Didelphimorphia; Didelphidae
Gene: C2H5orf47
Product: chromosome 2 C5orf47 homolog
Exons: 5
Coding region: 1-822 (273 amino acids)
Source: RefSeq, a predicted model, not a curated record